AAGGAAUCGACCCUGCACCUGGUUCUCCGUCUUCGUGGCGGAAUGCAAAUUUUUGUCAAGACCCUGACGGGAAAAACUAUUACUUUGGAAGUGGAGAGCUCCGACACGAUUGACAAUGUGAAGGCAAAGAUACAGGACAAGGAGGGCAUCCCACCGGACCAACAGAGGCUCAUUUUUGCUGGAAAACAGCUCGAAGAUGGGCGGACGCUGGCCGAUUACAAUAUCCAAAAGGAGUCCACCCUGCACUUGGUCCUCCGCCUUCGUGGUGGCAUGCAGAUCUUUGUCAAGACCCUGACCGGAAAAACCAUUACCUUAGAGGUAGAGAGUUCUGACACAAUCGACAAUGUAAAGGCGAAGAUACAAGACAAGGAGGGCAUCCCACCAGACCAACAGAGGUUGAUUUUUGCUGGGAAGCAGCUUGAAGAUGGAAGGACACUCGCGGAUUACAACAUCCAGAAGGAGUCCACUCUGCACCUUGUGUUGAGGCUCAGGGGUGGAUUUUAAAGCUUGUUAUAAGAAUUUAGAUGUGUGUGUGUAACUUUUAAAAUCAAAAUUGUGUGUUUGUGAGGAGUUGUUAUUGUGUGAAUAAUUGUUGUGUUUCCUUUGGUUGCUUUGUGAAAUUGAAUCGUGUCUCGUUAAUUACCAGUAAUAAUGAAGUUGAUUUGUUUAGACAUGUU
Messenger RNA from Olea europaea var. sylvestris, 677 nucleotides. Its product is annotated as polyubiquitin. Gene Ontology annotation, molecular function: protein tag activity; ubiquitin protein ligase binding. The record is from RefSeq and is a predicted model, not a curated record. Gene Ontology annotation, biological process: modification-dependent protein catabolic process; protein ubiquitination. Bases 43 to 504 code for a protein of 153 amino acids. Gene Ontology annotation, cellular component: cytoplasm; nucleus. NCBI's taxonomy places the organism in Eukaryota, Viridiplantae, Streptophyta, Magnoliopsida, Lamiales, Oleaceae. The transcript has a single exon.